AUGGAGACGACGAAGGUAAUGAUAAACUCAGUCUUAGAGAAGAAACUUGAAGAACUCGAGUCUCUACGUGAAGCAAUAAUCACUUUCAACGAAGAUGAUCCCAACGUCUACCGGGAUAUCGAACUCCGAGUUAUCUUCGCCAAGACCCUUUUAUUGGCUGAGAUUUCAUCGCGACCGAUGGACAUGGAAGGAGAAAUUGGCAAUGAAGAAAGGCUGAAACUUGCUUGCAUGGCCAAAAGGCUAAACGAACUCGAGGAGGUUUUCAAAACCUACCAAGUGUCCGGUCAUGAUAAUGGUUCGGUGAUUGAAUCGGAAACGGAGAGUAAGAAAACUAAUGAUGGUGUUGUCGACGGUGAAACCGGUUCGGUUAACUCGUGGGUCGAAUCUUGUCCUAAUGAAGUUACUAAAACAGAGGAAGGGAAAGAAAAAGAAGAAGACGCUGAGCAGUGGCUAUUAUUUCAAGAUGCGUCAUCGGAGGAGGAGAAGAAAGAGGAUACGUUUCCGGCGGAUGCGGCGGUUAAGGAAGAGGUGGUGGUUAGAGAAGUGAAAGAGAAGGUGCGGUUGGGUUUUAGGGCUAUGGUUUGUUUCGGUUUAAUUGGUUUUGUUGGUGGGAUGGUAAGUUUAUUAGGGUAUAUUGGUGAUAGCAUGGAGGAUGAUUUUUAUCUUACCCCUACUUAG
Molecule: messenger RNA, 678 nt
Organism: Eutrema salsugineum
Lineage: Eukaryota; Viridiplantae; Streptophyta; Magnoliopsida; Brassicales; Brassicaceae
Exons: 2
Coding region: 1-678 (225 amino acids)
Source: RefSeq, a predicted model, not a curated record